Entamoeba dispar SAW760 is the source of this 381-nucleotide messenger RNA. RefSeq lists its product as uncharacterized. NCBI's taxonomy places the organism in Eukaryota, Evosea, Mastigamoebida, Endamoebidae. The record is from RefSeq and is a predicted model, not a curated record. The coding region runs from base 1 to 381 and encodes 126 amino acids. The transcript has a single exon.
AUGAAACAAGAAAACAAGAUAGAGAAAUACCAAAAGGAGACAUAUGACGAAAAGACACAAGAAAUAUUAAAGAGGUUAGAAGAGAAAUAUCCAUUUUUGAACUUUUUCUUUAAGAAUAUACCAGAAAUGACAGUUGAAUCAAUUAGAAAAACAAGAAAUAGGAUGAUCAUUGGAGGAAUUUUUGGGAUGGCUAUGGUCAUUUUCAUUAGUGUAUUAAUGAUUCAUUCUUUAAUGACAUUUGAAGAUGAUCCAAACAAAACAUUUGUAGAAAAUCUAGGGUAUGUCUACUACUACACACUUUGUAUAGGAUAUUUCAUUCCAACAUAUCACAUUAUGUCGCUAUUCAUUAAUGUUGCAUGGAUAUAUUUCAAAUUUAAUUGA